CCGAGUUCCAACAAGAAACGGAUCUUGAACUGCAUGUUGCUCGUCCAACAGAUCCGUUGGAUUUGGCUUGUUUGGAGCGAAUGGGAGUUAUUCACCGUGUUCAGGACCAGUACCAGUUUGCAUCUCCGGGGGAGCUACGACUUCGGUCACCAGCUAGAAUCACUAUGUCCCCUGCUGCUGUCCCCACUGAUACUUUAUCUGCCGAAGAGGCAUGCCCUUCUACAUCCCUGCCAGGCCUACCAUCUAAACGGGAUGCUCAGUUCCAGAGUUUGCACGCACAGAUACAACGUCUAGACAGUCGAAUUGCCAAUAUCGAGCUUCAAAGUUCGCGGAUGGCGGAAAACUUGGCGGCUUACUUCGUUUCUGUGGGCUUCUCAUCGCCCUUUGCCCCACAUUCUUGAUCUUCAUGUUCAGGGACGUCCCUCUACCUUUCUUUUGCUCUUAUUAUCUUACA
Molecule: messenger RNA, 454 nt
Organism: Coffea arabica (coffee)
Lineage: Eukaryota; Viridiplantae; Streptophyta; Magnoliopsida; Gentianales; Rubiaceae
Source: RefSeq, a predicted model, not a curated record